AUGAAAUCGACGACGACGACAUUGCUAAUCUUGACGAUCAUCUCGAUCACAGCCCUGCUACUCUUCCUUUCUUCCUCACCGCCCGCUCCUACUACUACUACUACUACUACUACUCCUCCUCAACAACAUUCACCCAUCACCAUCCGCCGCCAUCUCCUCGAGUCCUCCUCCACCGAUCCAGAACAAGGGCGGGCUCCCGAUCUCUGUGCCUUGAGCUUCAAGAAAUGA
Molecule: messenger RNA, 228 nt
Organism: Linum tenue
Lineage: Eukaryota; Viridiplantae; Streptophyta; Magnoliopsida; Malpighiales; Linaceae
Source: the annotation of a GenBank genome assembly